Hevea brasiliensis (rubber tree) is the source of this 1598-nucleotide messenger RNA. RefSeq names its product mediator of RNA polymerase II transcription subunit 14-like. The record is from RefSeq and is a predicted model, not a curated record. Gene Ontology annotation, cellular component: core mediator complex; mediator complex. Gene Ontology annotation, molecular function: transcription coregulator activity. Gene Ontology annotation, biological process: regulation of transcription by RNA polymerase II. The coding region runs from base 237 to 1556 and encodes 439 amino acids. The transcript has 3 exons. Lineage: Eukaryota; Viridiplantae; Streptophyta; Magnoliopsida; Malpighiales; Euphorbiaceae.
UGUUUUCACUCAGAAGAGAAGAGGACUCGAAGAAGAAGAGGGGUUCAAAUUCCGCCUCUCCUGGUCAUUUUGUCUCCUCUCUUUCCACAAAAAAUGUAUCUAGAGCUCCGCAUACAGAAACUGCCCCUUCUUUCCCUCCUUUCUCCCACCUGAACCCUAGAUUCUAACAAUUCCUCAUGCAGAUCCGAUAACAGACUUCUCCGCCAAUAAAAGGCCCUAGCUUUGGAAACUUUAAUAUGGCUGAGUUAGGGCAACAAACUGUCGACUUCUCCGUUCUGGUGAGUCGGGCCGCCGAGGAAUCUUUCCUCUCCUUGAAAGAAUUGGUUGACAAAUCCAAAUCCUCUGACCAAAUGGAUUCCGACAAGAAGAUUUACCUCUUGAAGUACUUGGUUAAGACACAGCAACGUAUGCUCAGACUCAAUGUACUUGCUAAGUGGUGCCAACAGGUUCGGUUAAUACAAUAUUGUCAGCAACUUCAGUCUACCCUAUCAAGUCAUGAGGCAUGUUUUACCCAAGCUGCAAAUUCGUUGUUUUUCAUGCAUGAGGGGCUACAGCAAGCUCGAGCACCUAUCUAUGAUGUUCCAUCUGCCAUUGAAGUCCUCCUUACUGGAUCUUAUCAGCGUUUACCAAAAUGUAUAGAAGAUGUAGGUAUGCUGAGCACAUUAGCUGAGGAGCAGCAGAAGCCAGCUCUAAAGAAGUUGGACACACUUGUGCGUUCUAAGUUACUUGAAGUCACACUCCCAAAGGAAAUUUCUGAGGUGAAAGUUUCUGAUGGUACAGCACUGCUUUGUGUGAAUGGUGAAUUUAAGGUGUUAGUUACACUUGGCUACCGAGGGCACCUCUCAAUGUGGAGGAUAUUGCAUUUGGAGUUGCUUGUUGGUGAGAGAAGUGGACUUGUGAAACUGGAAGAAUUGAGACGGCAUGCUCUGGGAGAUGAUUUGGAGCGCAGAAUGGCAGCAGCAGAGAAUGCAUUCGUGAUAUUGUAUUCAGUUCUCCAUGAGCUUUGCAUUUCACUCAUUAUGGAUACUGUCAUAAGGCAAGUACAAGUACUACGUCAAGGAAGGUGGAAAGAUGCAAUUCGGUUUGAGCUCAUAUCUGAUUGUAGUACUGGAUCUACGCUGCUAAAUCAAGAUGGAGAAACUGAUUCAGCUGGUCUUCGAACACCUGGGUUGAAAAUUGUAUACUGGCUAGAUCUGGGAAAAAACUCUGGUACAUCUGAUUCAGGGACAUGCCCAUUUAUAAAAAUUGAACCAGGACCAGAUCUACAGAUAAAGUGUGUUCAUAGCACUUUUGUUAUAGAUCCAAUAAAUGGUAGAGAGGCAGAAUUUUCCCUUGACCAAAGUUGCAUUGAUGUUGAGAAGUUGCUGUUAAGAGCAAUAUGCUGUAAUAGGUAUACUUGUCUGCUUGAAAUUCAGAAAGAUCUGGGAAAAAAUGCUCAAAUCUUUCGUGCUGCAGGAGAUGUUGUUCUUCGAUUCCACAUGGAUGAACCUGAUGUUGACCACAAGAAGAAAGAAACUCAAAAUGAUGGCAGAGAAUACGAGGGAGAGGAAUACUAAGUGUACGUGCUUGUGGCUCAUCAUUUUUUACACUUGGAAUAU